Molecule: messenger RNA, 855 nt
Organism: Phycomyces blakesleeanus NRRL 1555(-)
Lineage: Eukaryota; Fungi; Mucoromycota; Mucoromycetes; Mucorales; Phycomycetaceae
Exons: 4
Coding region: 1-855 (284 amino acids)
Source: RefSeq, a predicted model, not a curated record
AUGGACUGCUAUCCAUCAAUUGCAGACAUUCAGUACUCCCCUCCCCCUACGGUCCCAAUAGCUUUACAAAAAUUCUCUACCAUGCAAAAAUCCAUGCAUUCUAUGUUGCAGGCUAUACAAUACAAUUCUACAGCUGUAUUCUGUCUGUUGGAUGUUCUAUCCAAUGAGUUGAUGACUUUGAUUCCCAUAACAGAACGGGAUCAUAUUUUUGCUAUGUUGCAUGCUAUUCGUAUUCUUGCUAUGCACACCUGUGGCAGGCUGAACACUGCUUGCAAUAAUCUUGCCUUCAAGCUUUCAUUACCUCACAAAUGGUUGUAUCAAAGGCCUUACAGGAAGUCUCUGCUUGCCCGUGUUCGUCGUUUUUUUAGAAGUCACACCACACAGAUCUGGCAGUCAUUCCACAAACAUGCAAUCAAACCAGUUCUCUCUCCCUCUCUUGGGUUUUAUAGCAAUCUCUUUGUUAUUCCCAAGAAAGACAGAGGUGCUCGCCUGGUUUUCAAUCUGAAGGGUCUCAAUCAGUUCUUGGAUGCUUCCAAAUUCAAGAUGAAGACUCUCUGCAAAGUGUUGGGAAGAUCAAGUGUUCCAGUUUUGCACAACGCUUUUUGGCUGCUCCAUAAUAUCAUGACUCUUCACAAAGAUCACUUGUCUGGUUUUUAUUUGGGCUCAUGCUCACAGAAUUUGGGUUCUCAUCUGACUCCCACCCAAGAAAUUGACUACCUGGGGUAUGCGUUGGAUACUGUUUCCAUGACAGUCAAACUUCUGGGCAAGAAGCUGCACGAUCUGCAAAAGUCAAUCCAUGGCAUUUUGCUUGCCACCAGCCACACUCCUCGUCUGAUACACAGUGUUGCCAUGUGA